CCCAGAUGGUAACCCGCACUAAGAAAAUAUUUGUGGGCGGCCUCUCAGCUCCCACUACCCUGGAGGACGUCAAAAACUACUUUGAGCAAUUUGGAAGGAUAGAAGACGCCAUGUUGAUGUUUGAUAAGCAGACAAACAGACACAGAGGUUUCGGCUUCGUCACUUUCGAGAGCGAAGAUGUUGUGGACAAGGUUUGCGAAAUUCACUUUCAUGAGAUAAAUAACAAGAUGGUGGAGUGCAAGAAGGCCCAGCCCAAGGAAGUGAUGCUGCCGACCAGCGUGGGGCGCGGCCGGGCCGGCGGGCGCGGCGGCUACGAUCUUGUUUGGUCGCUGGGAGCACUCCCCGACGGUAUCCAGGCAGCAUACGCCGCCUAUGCUGGGCGCGGCUACGCCAGUUACCCGAGUUUUGGGUUCCCGUACCCUACAGGGCUAACUGCAGCAAUACAAGUCAGGCAGGAGUCCCAGGCAGCGGUCAAAAGCUCCCACUCCAAUGUCCUGCCACAAUACCGUGCCAUCCAUGUCCUUUCUCCCGGUUUCCCCGCCGGGUGUGGGUACUUCCCCUCAGCCACGGGCGCCUCCAUCACGGGCGUGUCCCCUCAGACGCCCACGCCCGCUGACGGAUUCAAGGCUGCUGCUUAUUAUGACUCCGGUGCUGUUGCCACGCCCACACUCACCCCCACCGCCCCCAUCACGCCCACACUGACGGGCGAAGUGACAGAGGAUAUGUUGCCUUACCACCUUCAGGCUGAGCGACUCGCGGCAGGCACCUACUACGACUCUGGCACCCUCACCGGCACUGUCACCAUGAGCGGCGCGGGCCCGGAUCAAAGAGGCCAGCAGCCCAUUCAGGUGACCGCGGCCGCCCCUCACUCCAGAGCUGAUCACAUCAACUCCUCCCCAAUGCUCAGGACUACAGUGAUGAACAGCUUUCCCCAAGGGUACGGCCCACCUACAUCCCCGGCUACCGCCACCAGUAGGGGUUUCGGACACACAGGGUCACCAGGGCCGAUGGAUGUGUUUUCAGCAGCCCCAGGAGACACCACUGUGGGUUACGUCCAAGCAGCCUCUCCUCAACCUUCAUCAUUUCCUGUCACUGUCAACCGGGGACCACUCAUAGCAGCUUAUGCUAAUGGAUACCAUUGAGGAACCGGCCAGUGUAUGGUACGCAUUGAAUUGUAGGCAACUUUAGACGGUGGAAGCAGGUGUUGGGUGCCUCCUCCCCCCCCCACACCUUGCCGUGGGGGGGCGUCUUCAAAGUGAGUCGCCGUACCGAUUUCCACAGCAACCCGUUAACAACCACCACCACCACCACCACCAUAACCACCACUAUAACCACCACUACUGUUACUACACUACUACUACUGCUGCUGUUGCUGUCUUCACUUCAGCCGUUGUUGUUACUAGCGCGGCUGUUUAUUUUAUUAUUUUAUUUAUUUUUUUGUGAUUAUUAUUUUAUUUGUUUUUUUGUGAUUUUUAUUUUAGUUUUUCUUUUUUUGUUUUAUUUCAUUGUUUUUUUUGUUUUUUUUUCACAUUUUCUUCCCGAUGUGUCUCUCUCUCCACAUUUUUCCGGUUUUAAACAUUUCACUAUUUUGUUUUGUUUUUAUUUCUUCUUUUCGUGUUUAUCGUUCUUCUUUUUCUCCUUCUUCUCCUCUUGUUCCUCCUCCUCCCCUCCUCCUCCACCUCCUCCUCCAUCUCCUCCUCCAGCUCACCACUCACUCACCACCACUCUCUACCAACACGGAGCGCCCCCAGCCAGGAGGGGGCGCCGGUCCCCGCCCCCCACACUUAGAGGCGCGUCAUCUUUGAGCCAAGCACUUUCUGGAUGCGGUCGGGGGGGCCCACCUUUCCGCCCCCUCGCCCCGCCGCCCCUGCCAUCCACAGCGGGGGCACCAUGUGCUGUUUGUUCCGAGGGCUCCGACCUGGAGAGAGAGAGAGAGAGAGAGAGAGAGAGAGAGAGAGAGAGAGAGAGAGAGAGAGAUAACAAACUCUUCACUCCUCACUCCUGCUCUUGUUGUUUGCAUGUGAGAAAUAAGGAAAAUAAAAUAAUAAUAAUAAUAAUAUUAAUAAUAAUAAUAAUAAUAUUAAUAAUAAUAUUAAUAAUAAUAAUAAUAACAAUAACACUUAAACGGGAAACUUUUAAAAGCGUAAAAAAAGUGAUUUGGAGUUGGUAUUUAUAAAUAUAUAA
Molecule: messenger RNA, 2184 nt
Organism: Scylla paramamosain (green mud crab)
Lineage: Eukaryota; Metazoa; Arthropoda; Malacostraca; Decapoda; Portunidae
Product: RNA-binding protein Musashi homolog Rbp6-like
Exons: 12
Coding region: 6-1142 (378 amino acids)
Biological process (GO): regulation of translation
Cellular component (GO): cytoplasm
Molecular function (GO): mRNA binding
Source: RefSeq, a predicted model, not a curated record